AUGUCUGAGCGCAAAUAUCUCAGUGGAAGCCAAAAGAGGAAGCUUAAGCUUCAACAUGAACAGGAACUAGCAAAAUGUCGAAAAGUCACAAGUUUUUUUACACCUCAACGUUCUACUUCCACUUCAAACAACUCAACUGGUGAAAAUGAAGUUAUUUUGAAAAGUGUGAAAAAUUCUGCUGGAACUUUAUGCAACAACUACGCUACCACCGUCACCGAUACAGUUGAUGAAAACAUGAUUAAAGAUGAGGCUAAACAAAUCGAUCACAAAAAGGCGCUGUUAACCUGGUUAUCCCGCAAAGAAAACAAAAACGUUGUUGACAGGCAUCUUCAGGAAAAAAUAAAAAAUGAGUGUGAAUAUUAUUACAAUGUCCUGAUGCGCGUUGUGGCAGUUAUUAAAUUUUUAAGUGAAAGAGGAUUGCCAUUUAGAGGACAUGAUGAAAAAUGGGGUUCAUCACAUAAUGGAAAUUUUAUGGGACUUAUGGAACUUAUUGCGGAAUUUGAUCCUUUUUUGAAACAACAUAUAGUGAAAUGCCAAACCGAACAACUAGUUGCAAAUCUGUUGGAUUACUGCACGAAAUUUCUCGCCAUAGGUGAUACCAUUAUGCUGAGAUUCGGACCUGAAAUUUGUCCCAUCCGCAAAGGUAUUCUCACUAAAGACUACAAUCUAAUCGAAUUCAUCCUAAACAACAGGAAGCUUAUCCAAAAAUCAGAAAAUUACACAUUUUUAAGAAAGUGGCUCGGAAACGGAUUAUUGAUAAGCGAUGGUGACUACUGGAAAAGACACAGAAAAAUUUUAACACCAGCUUUCCAUUUCGAAAUCCUGAAAAAAUUCGUUGAAGUUUUCGAAUCUGCAGGAGACGUUCUUAUUCAAAAACUACACGAAUACGAUGAAUCCACUAGCGUCGAUUUAGAUACUUUAAUCACGUUGUACACCCUUGAUGUUAUUUGUGAAACCGCUAUGGGUACAAAAAUAAGUGCUCAAAGUGGUCAUAACAACGCUUAUGUUGAAAGCGUAAGAAAUAUGUGUAAAACUGUCACUGAGAGAGCUUUUUCGCUACUCAAAAUCUUCGAUAAACUCUAUUGGUUGACAAGAGACUACUACAAACAACAAAAGGCGCUAAAAAUUUUACACGGUUUUACUUUGAAAGUGAUAAAUUCUAGAAAAAACAGACGUGUCAAAAAUGAUGAGAAAAGGACAGCUUUUUUGGACCUACUCUUAAAGUUUUCUGAAAAAGAGGAUGUGCUCAGUGUCUCUGAACUUCGUGAAGAAGUCGAUACUUUUAUGUUUGAGGGUCAUGAUACCACAGCGUCUGGAAUUUGUUUUGCGUUGUAUUGCUUAGCCGAUCAUCCUGAAGUCCAGGAAAAAGUUUUUCAAGAGCAGAAAGAAAUAUUCGGAGACCGGAAGAAUCCCGUAACGACGUAUUCCGAUUUACAACAGAUGAAAUAUUUGGAGUGCGUUCUGAAAGAAACUCUUCGUUUGUAUCCUUCAGUUCCUGUUAUUGGAAGGUAUACUACAGAGGAAAUACAUUUUGAUGGUUAUGUGAUUCCCAAAAAUACUAAUAUUGCUAUUUUUAUUUACGGUUUACAUAGGAACCCGGAUUAUUUUCCCGAACCUGAAAUGUUUAAACCAGAAAGGUUCGAGAAUUUUAAUAAUGCAAUACCUUUUUCGCACAUUCCAUUUAGUGCUGGAUUUAGAAAUUGUAUCGGUCAAAAAUUUGCCAUGUUAGAGAUGAAAAGCGUCAUUUCGAAAAUAGUCAGGCAGUUCGAAAUUAAACCAACUACUCCAAGGCAUGAAGUGCAGUUGUCUCCAGAGACUGUUUUAAAAUCGAUCAAUGGUGUCAAGGUUACGCUUAAGGAAAGGAAUUAG
Zophobas morio is the source of this 1869-nucleotide messenger RNA. RefSeq names its product probable cytochrome P450 4d14. Bases 1 to 1869 code for a protein of 622 amino acids. The transcript is spliced from 9 exons. Lineage: Eukaryota; Metazoa; Arthropoda; Insecta; Coleoptera; Tenebrionidae. Gene Ontology annotation, molecular function: monooxygenase activity; iron ion binding; oxidoreductase activity, acting on paired donors, with incorporation or reduction of molecular oxygen. The record is from RefSeq and is a predicted model, not a curated record.